AUGGCAGGUGCAGACGAACUAUCGGUGUCAACGCUGUCGCUUGGUGACGAAGGUGUCCAGGUGGACGAAAAGCUAAAUGCUGUGCGUCAGAGCGUGAUCGCGGGUGAUAUGGAGCAAUUCCUUGCCACCGCUGGUGAUAUCGGGGACAAAUCCCCUCUCGUAUACCUCAUGGACUGGCUGCACACUUGGCAGCAGGAGUACGAGGCCUUUGUACACGUCCUAGGUGUACAGGAAGAAACAGAGGAUGGACAGGAACCCACGGAGACGGAGAAGGACCUGGCCGAGAUGGAGGCCGAGGCUGAACAGCUUAUGAAGGGCUUCGGCAAGGUGGCAACGGCACUGCUGCAGCGUCUGGGCAUCAAGAACCCGGACAGCGUGGUAGACCGUCACGGCUGGACGCUACUGAUGCAGGCGGCUAACUCAGGACUCUUUGAGCUUACAGAAGAGCUGGUGGCUCGUAAGGCCGACGUGAAUUACGGUGGCACAGCCAAGGACGCCUCCAAUCCGCUGUACUUGGCUGUCGAGUCGGAACACACGGCUGUGGCCUUACUAUUGCUUAAGAACGGUGCCAUUGAGUCAGCUACUAAGCUAGUAACGACUCCUUCAGUAGGUGCAGAAAUUGGUGACGACGAUGACGAUGAAGAGGACGAUGACUGCGCGUUGUUCCAGGCCUGUCGCUUCGGCCACUUGAGUGUGAUCAAGGAGAUGCUGGCACUUGAUGUAGACGUCAACUUCGCACUCCCUUCAACAGGGGAUCGCGCUCUGCACGUAGCUGUUAUGUUCGAGAUGCAAGAGGUUGUGGAACUUCUCGCUAGAAGUGUCAAGAUUGACUUAAGCGCCCUGAACGAGAGUGGACAGACGUGUCUUUUCGGCUGCUCUGGCGUUGAGAUCGUCAAGAUGCUCGUUGCCAAGGGUGUGGACCCCAAUAUUAAGGAUGUCGACGGCGAGACGGCGCUAUCUAUGGCACAGGCGCUUGGUGACGAUGAAGUGUCCGAGUACUUGGAGACGGUGACUCAGUAG
Messenger RNA from Phytophthora infestans T30-4, 1020 nucleotides. RefSeq lists its product as uncharacterized. NCBI's taxonomy places the organism in Eukaryota, Oomycota, Peronosporomycetes, Peronosporales, Peronosporaceae. The transcript has a single exon. The coding region runs from base 1 to 1020 and encodes 339 amino acids. The record is from RefSeq and is a predicted model, not a curated record. Gene Ontology annotation, molecular function: protein binding.